Pedinophyceae sp. YPF-701 is the source of this 1797-nucleotide messenger RNA. Lineage: Eukaryota; Viridiplantae; Chlorophyta; Pedinophyceae. The record is from the annotation of a GenBank genome assembly.
AUGGGAGCCCCAGCACUCGCGGUCCUGGACUGCGAGGACGAUGUGGACGUGCCUGAGCUACAGUUCGAUCUCGGAGCGCCAGUGCAGGGGUUCGACUCGCUGAUUUACGACCGCAGCGACGCGGCAGGCGCCGUGUUGGACGUGCAGCCCACCGCGACGGUCCUGGCCGUCGCGGAACCGACCCCUGCGGCGUUGCUUCGCGGCGCAGACGGCGCUCAUCUGCAGGACACGCGCGUUGCGAGCGACGAAGAGGGGGGCGGGGCGGAGCGCGUGGCCGGGCAGGGGCAGGAGAGGGCCGCGGCGGCAGACGACUUCAUCGAGGUCGCUGCGGUCGACGGCGGCGACGAAGCGGGCUCCGGCGACGACGCGGCGCUGCGGGAAGCGACGCAGCCGAGGCAACUCACGAAGGCCUCGGGGAAGAUUCGAUCUCCGCUCGUGCGGCUGCACUCCGAGAUCGUGGAGCUCGCGCGCUUCCUCACGCCGCUCGACGACGAAGUGCGGUGCCGCGAGGAGGCCGUCGAGCGCGUCGCCGCGGCCGUGCAGAGCAUCUGGCCGACCUCCCGCUGCGAGGUUUUUGGCUCGUUCGCGGCGGGUCUCUUCCUCCCGACGUCCGACAUCGACCUGGUCGUGCUCGAAUCCGGGUGCGGGAACGUGCAGAGCGCCCUGCAGGCCCUCGCGAACCUGCUGUCGCGUCAGGGCCUCGCACGAGCCACCCAGGUGAUCGGGAGGGCGAAGGUGCCGAUCGUGAAGUUCACGGAGGUUCGAUCCGGGUUCAACUUCGACGUGUCGUUCGACGCCGCGAACGGGCCCGAGGCGGCCUCGAUCGUGCGCGGCGUCAUGACGCAGCUGCCCAUGAUGCGGCCGCUCACGCUGACGCUCAAGAUCUUCCUGCAGCAGCGCGAGCUGAACGAGGUGUACACGGGCGGCAUCGGCUCGUACGCGCUGCUAACGAUGGUCGCGUCCUUCCUGCUGACGCACCCCGACACGCGCGACCUCAUCAAGCAGGCGCACAGCCGCGCGCCGAAGAAGGAGUCCAAGAAGCGCUCCAGGUCGCGGGACCUCGGCCGCGCCGCCCCGGAGGACGCGCGCAGCGCUGCUCCACAGGCCCCGCAGAGCCAGGCGUGGGGGCUCUGCCUCGGCUCCGUCCUGUGCGACUUCUUCCUCUUCUACGGGCGCCUGCUGAACGUGCAGGAGGUCGGCGUGUCCGCGCGCAAGGGCGGCGCUUUCUUCUCCAAGCGGGCGCGCGGGUUCUUCUCCCACGACCGCCCGUACCUCAUCGCGGUGGAGGACCCGAACGACAAGGCGAACGACCUCGGGCGGAACAGCUUCAACUUCGGCCGCGUCCGCGCCGCCUUCGAGUGGGCCUACCAGUGCCUGACGUCGCCAGCGAAACCCACGGAGAGCCUCCUUGGGCGCAUCGUCCGGCUGGACCCGGUCAAGGACGAAGCGCUCAUCAUGCGCAAGAUCCACACCGACGCGCUGCGGGGCGUCCCGCCGCCGCGCCCCUCGCGCCCCAAGCGCGAACCCACGGCGGUGGAGGCGAUGGAUUUCGACGCAGUGUUCCGGGGUGUGCACGAGCGGUUCGGCGCGGGGGGCGGCGGCGAGGAGCGGGGCGGCGCGGGCGGGGAUUCGCCGCCGAGGAAGCGCCGGAGAGAGGAGAGGGCGGCGUUCGAGGGCCCGCAGGGAGAGAUGACGGUGGGUGUGGGUGCGCGGGGCAAGGAGAAGAAGGGCCGGCACGCGUCCAAGGGCAAGAAGACGUCGCGGGACGGGAAGGAGAAGCGCAGCAAGCGGAAGUGA